AUGUUGUCAAGAAUAUUAUCUGGUGCGAAAAUAGGGGGUAUAAAUACGGGGUUUGGAAUCCCGUUGUUUGCCGCCUCCUCUUUGCGUGCUGGAAGAAUACCACGAGCUAUGAUGGUUAGAUCGGGAUCAGGGCGCCCUGCGGUUGGUGGUGCUGUCGGAGGCGCUAGGUUUGCGUCGUCGUCGUCUACCCAUAACCUUCUUCAGUCUCAGGAGCAGCUUGCCAACAACGAUCUCAACAACACAGCAGCUCAGGCUGAGUUUUAUCGGAGCCUUUUGGCGAAUAACUACCCUCACAUUGUUGUACAGAGAUUUGAAACUCCGGGAAUCGCCUCUAGUCCGGAGUGUACCAUGCUCUACGUCGAUGCGUUGAAUAAGUUGGGCAAGAAGGGCAAAGCAGAACAGGUGCAACGUAGUUUAGUUGGAGCAAACUCAGCAAAUGGUGUCAAUGCUUCAGGCUUAGGUGGUGGAGUGGGUGGUUUGGGGUUAGGAAGUAGUGGAGUUGGGUCCCGUUAUGAACCUGUCCACGUUAUAGUGUCUGAGUCUAUAUUCACCAUUAUAUCCAAAUGGCUCAAGUGGCUUAUCCCUGUGGCCCUCUUGACGUACGGAGCCACGAACGCUUUCAAUUACUUGGUAGAAAACGGUACCAUCUUUAAGAACCUGGAAGUCAACGACAAAUCAGUAGAUGUUUCUCAGUCUACCGUAAGGUUCAAGGAUGUCUGUGGAUGUGACGAGGCAAGAGCUGAGUUGGAAGAAAUCGUUGAAUUUUUGAAGGACCCUUCAAAAUUCACGGGAUUAGGUGGAAAAUUACCGAAGGGUGUGCUUUUAACCGGUCCUCCAGGAACAGGUAAAACUUUACUUGCUAGGGCUACUGCUGGUGAAGCAGGUGUUCCAUUUUUUUUCAUGUCUGGUUCAGAAUUUGACGAACUUUAUGUCGGUGUUGGAGCCAAGAGAAUUAGAGAGCUUUUCACUCAAGCCAGAGAAAAAUCUCCUGCAAUUAUCUUCAUUGAUGAAUUGGAUGCUAUUGGAGGUAAACGUAACCCAAAAGAUCAAGCAUAUGCAAAGCAAACUCUCAAUCAACUUUUGGUUGAGUUGGAUGGAUUUUCGCAAACUGAAGGAAUUAUCAUCAUUGGUGCAACUAACUUCCCAGAAUCUCUUGAUAAGGCUUUAACAAGACCCGGAAGAUUCGAUAAGGAGGUUAACGUUGAUUUACCUGACGUAAGAGGUCGUAUUGAUAUCUUAAAACACCACAUGGAAAAUGUAGAGACUUCUGAAGACGUUGAUCCUUCCAUUAUUGCAAGAGGUACUCCUGGUCUCUCUGGUGCUGAAUUGAUGAAUUUGGUCAACCAAGCUGCUGUGCAUGCAUCUCAGUUAAGUGCACCUUCGGUUUCUAUGAACCAUUUCGAAUGGGCUAAGGACAAAAUCCUCAUGGGUGCAGCUAAGAACAAUAUGGUGAUAACAGAAGAAGCAAGAAAGAACACUGCAUAUCACGAAGCUGGACAUGCCAUUAUGGCUAUGUUUUCGGAAGGUGCUACUCCACUUUAUAAAGCUACAAUUUUGCCAAGAGGAAGAGCAUUGGGAAUUACUUUCCAACUUCCAGAAAUGGAUAAGGUUGACAUGACUAAAAAAGAGUGCUUUGCAAGAUUAGAUGUUUGUAUGGGAGGAAAGAUUGCUGAAGAGAUUAUACAUGGCCCUGAAAAUGUUACCAGUGGAUGUUCUUCAGAUUUGUCAAAUGCGACUAACGUUGCCAGAGCUAUGGUUACUUCAUAUGGGAUGAAUGAUAAGAUUGGGCCCAUCAAACUUAGCGAUGAAUGGGAUUCAUGGUCUCCUAAGAUUAAGGACUUGGCUGAUAACGAGGUUCGUUCAUACCUUAUUGAAAGUGAAGAAAGGACAAGAAAAUUACUUAAUGCGAAGAAUGUGGAAUUGAAAAGACUUGCAGAAGGAUUACUUGAGUAUGAAACAUUGACAAAGGACGAGAUGGAAAAGAUUGUAAAAGGUGAAAUUAUUAAUAAGCAAAAGACUAUAACUAAUACAGUGAUAAAAACUCCGCUGAAAAGUGGAAGGAAGGAGAAUAUUAUCCCGGAUCCAUCAUCAGUUCCUGUGUAA
Dujonia railenensis is the source of this 2103-nucleotide messenger RNA. NCBI's taxonomy places the organism in Eukaryota, Fungi, Ascomycota, Pichiomycetes, Serinales, Debaryomycetaceae. The record is from the annotation of a GenBank genome assembly.